AUGGAGCCGCCGCCGCAGCCGCCUCAGGAGCAGCCGCCGCGCCCUCGGUCCCACACGGUGACCACCACCAGCAGCUCCUUCACCGCCAACCUGUCCGCCAGCUCCAGCACCCUCGCCUACGACAGGGAGUUCCUGCGGACCCUGCCCGGGCUCCUCAUGGUGGCCGAGAUCGUAUUAGGGCUGCUGGUGUGGACGCUGAUUGCUGGAACAGAAUAUUUUUUAUAUCCAGCCUUUGGCUGGGUGAUGUUUGUGGCUGUGUUUUACUGGGUUCUCACUGUCUUCUUUCUGAUCAUCUACAUGACCAUGACCUACACCAGGAUCCCACAGGUGCCAUGGACCACAGUGGGUCUGUGUUUUAAUGGGAGUGCCUUCAUUUUGUACCUCAUUGCUGCCAUUGUAGAUGCAUCUUCAGUUACCAAAGAACUGGACAGUCACAAUUACAACAGUUGGGCAACUUCUUCAUUCUUUGCCUUCGUGGUUACCUCCUGCUAUGCUGGAAAUACGUAUUUUAGCUUUAUAUCUUGGCAAUCAAGAACUUUGCAGUAAAUAUUUUGUUAAAGUGAAUUCUAUAGUAUGAACUACCUUGAGGAUUAUACUCUUGAUGAAAGCUUGGAAGAGGGAUCGGAUCUUUUCAAACGUGUCUGUUAGAACUGGCAAUAUAUUUUAACUGAGAUUAAAAUGGGUAUUUAUAAUACAAUAUCAUAUUUAGUGACACCUAACAUUGACUUUGUACUGUAUAA
Cygnus atratus (black swan) is the source of this 740-nucleotide messenger RNA. It is a transcript of the gene CMTM8, whose product is annotated as CKLF like MARVEL transmembrane domain containing 8. Gene Ontology annotation, biological process: myelination. Gene Ontology annotation, molecular function: structural constituent of myelin sheath. NCBI's taxonomy places the organism in Eukaryota, Metazoa, Chordata, Aves, Anseriformes, Anatidae. The record is from RefSeq and is a predicted model, not a curated record. Gene Ontology annotation, cellular component: membrane. The transcript has 4 exons. Bases 1 to 546 code for a protein of 181 amino acids.